UGACUGCUGAUUAAUGAGUAAAUAUUUUAAUUGUUGCAGAUAAUUAACGAGAAAGCCACCUUGUUUUUCAAAGACGGGAGGAGGAAGAUUGAUUACGUCCUGGCGUACGAGCCGGGGGACGAGGAGGAUCCAAAGAAAAAACAGAGGCGGGAGACGUUCGAGAAAAAUCUGAUAGAGGAAGGAUUGGAGCUCGAGCACGAGGGAAAAGAGUCCUCAAAGAAUGGUAAAACCUGCUUUGUUAAGGUCCAUGCACCCUGGGACACAUUGGCUAGAUACGCUGAACUUCUCAACAUCAAGAUGCCCCUGGCGGAGAAUGACAUGGAUACACAGUUAGAGAGCUGCUUUGAUGUCUGUUGGAGUAAGUUUCCGUCGCCCUUUGACCUCGAUCCCGAUCUCCUACCAGACGAUACCAACUACUUCACGGCACCCUUCAACAGAGCCCGCAUGGACACAUAUAUUGGUGUGGAGUGGAAUGGUGAGGAGUUUGUGAUAAAAGACAAGGAUACCUUCUUCACAAACGCUCAGAGGAGCAAGAUCUGUCACGAGAUUCUCUCCCGAACACAUUUCACUGACCUUGAUGAUGAAGAGGACAGGAUGAGGAAGAAAUUCGGAAUCAGGAAGCUGACAGACAAUCAGACAUAUACAGCGGCCUACCCACUACAUGAUGGACGGUACCACAGUGAACACUCCCUGCUAACUGUUGGCAAAGACAAUGAUCGACAUCUACUGUAUGAGCUUUGGGCUAGACCAGGCCGUUGGUACAAAUAUCAGCCGCUGGACCAAGUCAGGAACUACUUUGGAGAGAAGAUAGGGAUUUACUUCACCUGGCUGGGGUUUUAUACCACCAUGUUAAUACCGGCCGCCAUUGUGGGGUUCAUUGUCUUCAUCUAUGGACUGGCUACAUUAAUGAGGGAUGUGCCAAGUUCUGAGAUCUGUGACGACCCGACCAUUGGUAACUACACCAUGUGUCCGAUGUGUGACAGGCGCUGUUCAUACUGGCGUCUGUCAGAGAGCUGUAACUACUCCAAGGCCACCUAUCUGUUUGACAACUCCGCCACUGUGGCCUUCGCUAUAUUCAUGGCUCUGUGGGCCUCAUUUUUCCAUGAGUUCUGGAAGCGAAAACAAGCUGAGAUUGAAUAUGAGUGGGAUGUAGAAGACUUUGAAGAGGGGGAGGAGACAGUUCGACCAGAGUAUGAGGCCAGCGUGACUCGGAGGAGAACUAACCCUGUCACCAAUAGAGAAGAGCCUUUUGUUCCAUAUUGGAGCAAGUGUUUCCGAUAUUUCACCAGUUUUAGUGUUCUGUUGUUCUUUCUGGUGUUGGUCUUGGCCGCAGUGUUUUCCGUCAUUCUUUACCGUAUUGUGAUGUCGGCCAUUUUGUACGGUAACAAGGAGGACAUCAUCAAAACUCGGGCGAGCUUCAUCUCCUCCAUCACCGCCGCCUGUAUCAACUUAGUCAUCAUCAUCAUCCUCAACUUUUUCUAUCAAAAAGUGGCCUAUUUCCUCACAGAGCUAGAACAACACCGGACCCUGACAGAGUGGGAGGAUGCCUUCACCUUCAAAAUGUUCCUCUUCCAAUUUGUCAACUUCUACUCUUCCAUAUUUUACAUUGCCUUCUUCAAAGGAAAAUUUGUGGGAAGGCCUGGAGAUUAUAAUCGCAGUUUGAUAAACAGUAGACAAGAGGAGUGUGACCCCUCAGGUUGCCUGAUUGAGCUCUGUAUACAGCUGGGCAUCGUCAUGGUGGGAAAACAAAUCAUUAACAAUCUGAAAGAGAUUGUCAUACCUAAGGUGAUGGUAUGGUUCCGAUCACGUCAGUCCUUGAAGGAGAAGUCAGAAGAGAAGGUGUACUCCCGCUGGGAGCAGGAUUAUAACCUGGCCAACAUGCCAGCUCUGGGACUGUUUGAUGAAUACUUAGAAAUGGUGAUUCAAUAUGGCUUUGUGACAAUUUUUGUGGCAGCUUUCCCUCUUGCACCUCUAUUUGCACUCAUUAACAACAUUAUAGAGAUCCGAGUUGAUGCUUACAAGUUCACCACACAGUGGAAGAGACCCUUAGCUGAACGAGCUCAAGAUAUAGGUAUUUGGUUUGGAAUCUUACGAGGAAUCUCAGCAAUAGCAGUGGUUUCUAAUGCUGCAAUCAUUGCGUUUACAUCGGAGUUUAUCCCUAAGUUGGUCUAUUAUUACGGCUACAGUAAUCGUACGCUGUCAGGGUACACCAACUUCAGUCUGUCCGUGUUUAAGGUGCAGUACUUCCAGGAUCAAAGUAUCCCUGAUGACAAGAAAAUUGACGUGUUUGGCAACGUUACUGAAUGCAGGUACCGAGGAUUCUUUGCGGAAGACCCUGGCAUGCCUGGAGACUAUGACUUCACUAUGGCGUAUUGGCACAUCAUUGCAGCUAAACUAGCUUUCGUUGUUGUUUUUGAGAAUUUAGUGGUGUUUUGUACAUGGCUUGUGAUGUACCUAAUUCCGGACAUGCCUUUCAAAGUUAAGUUACAGAUGCUCAGAGAAAACUUUUUGGCCAAGGAGGCCUUGUAUAACGCUGACACGAUCCAGAAACAGCGAGAAGAGCGUGCAAAGCAGGAGCAUUGAAGUGGUGCAAUUAUACAUUCAAUAUUUAUGUUCUACUUAAUUCGUAUACAUGUAGUUUGUAUUUAAGUCUAUAUUAUAUACCAUGACCAAAUUGUUAGAAAAAAAGCUGUAUUCUCUGAGUAGGCAUUUAUAAUGUAGCAUUCUCAUUGGGUUUUGAUUUUUUUAAACAGAUUUUUUUUUUUUUUUUUUUUUUUUUUGCCAAAGAUAAAUUAUUUUUGUCUAUAUUGAACAAAUUCAUGUUUUGAAAGUAACUUUAUAAAUACUGCUGGUCAAUAGUUUUGCAGUUGCUGAGCAAAUGCAGAUGCAAAUAUUUGGUGUGUGAUUUGAGGAAAUUGAGGCUGAAACGAGUGGUUGAUCUUUGAAUUGCUUAUUACAGUCUAUUAACUUGUCUGUUCCAAAUACUGUGAAUCCAACAUCUUGUCUAAUGUGAUGUAAACAUCAAGUCCCUCUCAGUUAUUUCAUUUGUUAAAAAUGUUAUCUCAUCUGGCCUGUUGCCAAAUCCAGCUUAUUUGGAACUAGAGAUGGCCGCAUUUGGCAAAUUUACUGUUUGGCUUUAAUUUGAUAUUUCCGUAAUAUUUCCAUGUGGAACUUGAUUUACUGUAUUUUAUUAAAUUUUGUGCAAGAUUUCGUUUUUAUGAAAGGGUCAUUUGGUAUAUUAGAACCAUUGAACUUUUUCAGUAAUUUAUUUUUUCUCGUAUUGAACCUGAUUUUUUGUUGAACAUUUUUAUGAAUUAUUUGUAAAUGAUGGCUGAAUAGCUUACCUUUAUAUACACUAAAGUAAACAAUAUAGUUUCAAUCUCUGCUCUUUAGAAUUGUGACUGAAUACGCAAUCUCUGGCAUAUAAUGUUGUUGACAUCUUGUUUGUAUUAUUAUUUUUCUUAAUUAUUUAUUCAACAUUGUUAAUUUUCAUGUUAGGAAAAACUUUUACAGUUUCUAAUUUAAUUUUUGUUUAUUUGACUAUUUAAAUGUUGUACUUUUUAAAUGUGAUGAUAUCUGUGUAUGUAAUUGUUAUUUAAUCAGAAAAAAGAACAUUAAGAUACCUUUAGAGCUAAUUUAAUUUAUCUGUUUUUCUAUUUCAUAAAUAAACGACAAUGUCAUUUUUUUUUAGAGAUAAUUAAGGAAUACGGUGAAGUCGUGUGUAUUGUGCGCAAUAUGGUGUAAAAGAUGCACAUCUAAAGUCAGGGUGAAAAGCAUUUUAAAAAAAAAAAAACAUGCAUGUCCUAUGUAGAAAGUGCACCCCAAUUAUAUGGCUUGCUUAAGUCAUUGAAAAAAAAAACCAUUUGAAGAACGUUUAGUCCAGAUUGAGAAAUAACAGAUACCAUAAGGACAUCUAUAUAAAUUUUUAAGAUACAUUGAGAAAAAUUUCCUUUUUUGGGACCCAAGGCAGACUUUCACAUAAAAAAUGGUGUCCACAGCAAUGCUGUGAUUUUGUUUCAACAUAGAAGCACCAAUAUACUGUGAAUUGAAAUUGUUAAAAACAUAGGCUUUAUCAAAGUAGGUGUUUCAUUUGUAUACAUGUAUGUAUUCAUGUGUUAACAAAGAGGAAAACGAUGAUUCAAAUACUUCUGCUGAUACAUGUAUUUUAAUUGAUUUUUUUUUUUCAUGGGCCAUAUUUGAAAAGAAUAUUAUAGAUACUUUCACUGGUCCUUUGCAUUUACUUUGUGUAACAUUUUGUGCCUUAAUACAAGAAUAAUGUUAAAUGUUACAACUCUUUAUACAUUUACUUUGAGCAAAAUUAAUUCUAUUCUAAACUGAUUUCAUAUUUUGGUGCAAUAUUUUUUCAAGGUAAUUUACACUUACCAGAACUGUAUUACCCGUUAUAAUAUAGCCUUUUAUGAUUAUUUUUUUUAAUUUCAUAUGUUCUUGAGCUCUCUCAGUGAAAAAAAAAAUGGGGAGUGAUGCGUUAUUGCAGCUUGAACUAUAAUGUAUAUCUGUA
Saccostrea cuccullata (small rock oyster) is the source of this 4519-nucleotide messenger RNA. RefSeq names its product anoctamin-4-like. Lineage: Eukaryota; Metazoa; Mollusca; Bivalvia; Ostreida; Ostreidae. The coding region runs from base 298 to 2583 and encodes 761 amino acids. Gene Ontology annotation, biological process: chloride transmembrane transport. The record is from RefSeq and is a predicted model, not a curated record. Gene Ontology annotation, molecular function: chloride channel activity; protein dimerization activity. The transcript is spliced from 24 exons. Gene Ontology annotation, cellular component: plasma membrane.